AUGGAUUCAGAAAUGAAUGAAAGAAUGAGAGAGAGAGCAGUUACGGAUAUGAAGCUAGCGUUUGAUGCUCUUGACAUUCAAACAGAUGAAGAUAUGGAACUGUUUGUCAAAGCACUGAACAGUGCAGGGAUCAAAUGGCAGAAUGGACAGAUCCAUUGGAACUCUUUUCGCUAUGCUUUCAGUUUGAACACUUUAGAUCAAAGAAAUCAGCAUGCUACAUUGGUGUCUCCUGAUGUUAUGUUACCUAACGCCCGUUUUUUUAUGUUGGAAUCGACAAGAACUGCACCUAUUGUUGUUCAAUCAAUUAAUCAAGGAAGCACACGACGAGACAGAAGAAACAGAACAAGUAGCGAACAAUCUGGAGUUGUUGAAGCGGAUAACAACUCGCUAUAUUCACAGGCAACCACUGCUGAUGAUUAUGCGACUGAAGAAUCCAUAGCGGAUGAAGACUUUGUUUCUGGUGAGGAACAAAUAAAUGAUGAGGAAGAUGAACUAGAUAGUGAAGAAUAUGAAUAA
Molecule: messenger RNA, 516 nt
Organism: Gilbertella persicaria
Lineage: Eukaryota; Fungi; Mucoromycota; Mucoromycetes; Mucorales; Choanephoraceae
Exons: 2
Coding region: 1-516 (171 amino acids)
Source: RefSeq, a predicted model, not a curated record